Beta vulgaris subsp. vulgaris (sugar beet) is the source of this 585-nucleotide messenger RNA. RefSeq lists its product as uncharacterized. The record is from RefSeq and is a predicted model, not a curated record. The transcript has a single exon. NCBI's taxonomy places the organism in Eukaryota, Viridiplantae, Streptophyta, Magnoliopsida, Caryophyllales, Amaranthaceae. Bases 1 to 585 code for a protein of 194 amino acids.
AUGAGUGCAUGCCAUCUUCUACUUAAAAGACCAUGGCAAUUUGAUAGGAAGGUUAUUCAUGAAGGGGACACCAAUGUCUAUUCUGUAUUGGUUGGCUCAAAAAGGGUUAGAUUACAUCCUCUAAACCCUACUCAAGUGGAGCCUAAGCAACCACCUAAAGCACCAAGUUUGUUCCUAAAUGCUAAGGAGUUCGAACAUGAAAUAGAAAAAGGAGGUUGUGCUUAUGCUUUGGUUGUGAAGCAGGUGAGUACAAGUAUUAAGGUACAUAACAAUGAUCAAUUAGAAACUUUGAUGCAUGAAUUCAAAGAUGUUUUCCCAGAAGAGUUACCACAAGGCCUUCCACCUUUAAGAGGAAUAGAACAUGCAAUUGAUCUUGUUCCAGGCGCACCAUUACCUAACAAGCUUGCUUAUAGCUGUGAUCCAGGGGCUUCUAAGGAGUUGCAACGCCAAAUAGAAGAGUUAAUUGAAAGAGGUUAUGUAAGGGAAAGCAUGAGUCCAUGUGUUGUGCCAGCUUUACUAGUUCCUAAGAAAGAUGGAACAUGGAGAAUGUGCAUAGAUAGUAGAGCAGUAAACAACAUAAAGUGA